Messenger RNA from Fundulus heteroclitus (mummichog), 2375 nucleotides. Its product is annotated as thioredoxin reductase 2, tandem duplicate 2. Gene Ontology annotation, molecular function: glutathione-disulfide reductase (NADPH) activity; thioredoxin-disulfide reductase (NADPH) activity; flavin adenine dinucleotide binding. NCBI's taxonomy places the organism in Eukaryota, Metazoa, Chordata, Actinopteri, Cyprinodontiformes, Fundulidae. Gene Ontology annotation, biological process: cellular response to oxidative stress; cell redox homeostasis; glutathione metabolic process. The record is from RefSeq and is a predicted model, not a curated record. Gene Ontology annotation, cellular component: cytosol; mitochondrion.
GUUAUAUGUGAGAGGGGAGGCGAUCAGAAGAUUCUGGGUCUGCAUUUCACUGGUCCAAAUGCUGGAGAGGUCAUACAGGGUUUCUCCAUGGGCUUGCAGUGUGGAGCAACAUAUUCUCACCUGCUGCAGACAGUAGGAAUCCACCCCACCUGUGCUGAAGAAGUGGUCAAGGUCCACAUCACGAAGCGCUCCGGUUUGGACCCAACAGUCACUGGUUGCUGAGGUUAGGCGCCUCGGUUUCUGAACGCAGCGGGCACACAGGGUCCCUGGGCGGUGUCUCAGACGGUUAGCCUGGGUUUAUCCUGCUCUCUCUACUUUCACCUCUCCAUUUAAAUCUCCCAGUAUCACUGUUAAUCACUGGGGCCUUACUGCACCUCCUCAGCAGGUAGGUCUGGUUCUCAGCCGCUGAUUCAGGUCUGGUAAUCAGCAAGACGAAGGUUUAAAUCGGAAUGCAAUUUAAUAACCAGAACUUUUUUAUCCUAUGUACACGGAUGUGUGCUAUGAAAGAACAGGGCUAUAGAUCAAGGUAGUGACAGGGAGGGCGCUGGUGCCAAACAAACCUCUUUUAAAUAAACAAGCUCAUCAAUCAGGAUUGAAACAGAUAUUUAGGAUUUUGUCGAGAAUUGACCAGAAAUGUGAAAUGGCUCUAAAUUUUCUUCUGAAUAUACAUUCUGCAAAUAUUGUUGUUUCUCUGGCUGUACUUCCUGUCCAUUAGUCUUCGAGGUGACACAUACCAUACACCCCCCCAACAUGACACUGAUGGAUGGCCCCAGGGCCGUCGCCGCAGCGACACCGCUCCAUUUCCCAUGGACACACACACAAAUAGUCAGCAGGGCUCCCGUCAGUCAGCCUGCAGAGGCCUGGACCAGGGAGCUCCAGCUUGUUUUGGGCUCAGCAGAGUCCCGCAAACCCCUUCCUUCUCCAUGAAAAAGCCUGGAAAAAUAUACUAAUAUGUGCUGUCAAAAGCCGUGCAAAUGCCACAUCCGAGGCUUUCCCAGCUCUGUUUAACGAUGGUACUCGUCUGAGUGCUUCAUUUCAGUCGCACUACCCAACCUUACCCAAAGGCGGCACUGUUGCCCUCCAGUUCUGUAACGUCUUCUGAGCCAACAAUGGAAGGCGGGAUGAAGUAGUCACUGUAUAAAAUAUAAGCCUGAAUGCAUACUGGUUGCACAUUUAAUCCCUUUAAUCCCUAUUAGAGAUACGUGCCUCCAGAAGAAGCUGGAAAGCAGUCUGACGUUAUUGGUGCCUGGCUGAUAAGGGUUAUCUGUUGUAUAUUUACAUGGAUGGCAGGUUAGCCUUCAGAAGUCAUCACCCUUGGAGAUAAGGUGACUUGUUUAUAUCAAUAAAGCAUUAAUGGACCCCUCGCUUUGCCAAAAUGCUCAACUGUUCAACCGGCUGCCCCUGUCAGACAUCUUGGCUUUAUUAAGUCGACGAGGAGCGGGGAGGAGGGCUGUCAAUAACCAGCAGAAAUUGAAGAACCUGCGAGUAGUCUGGAGUUUAUUUUUAUUUGAAGUCUAAUCUGCCCGGUCUGAUUAAUGAUUCCGAUGAGGGGAGUGACAGAUCGUCAGGAGAUGGAGAGGUGAAAAAAAAAAAAACAGAGAGCACGAAAGCUACCAGGUUUGUUUGGGCCUCGGCCCGAGGAGAGAGAGCUGAGUACCAGCCCCGGUCGGGGAGGGAAGGGGGAUUCCUGUGUGCUCUGUUCAGGGCCGAGGUGCUGACUGAAAGACCCUGACCUCCGCUCAGCAGGAACAGCUUGACUCUAUCACUUGGAGCACAGAGGGCUCAUGUGCCGUAGCACAGCACAGCAGGGGGGGUUAAACAGAGAGGGAGGGGCAGCAUGGGCCAGGGAGCAGACCAAACCGACCAACACAAUAAUGAGUUGUGCCCUGGCUUACUUAGACUAUGUUCCUGUGCUUAACACGCCACUUCAGGGGCCGCCAAGGUGGGCCUGAAGCGGUGGAGGGGAAGUCAUUGAGACCAUCAGGGUAACUGUAAUAUGUUAUAUUUUUUACCCUUCACUAUCCUCCUGCUGUGUCCCGUGUUCUCUCCUAUUCGCUGCUCGGUACCGCUGGUAACACGCACAAAGAGUCUUAUUUCUUUUAGGUACACUGAGAUGAGAUAUCUCCUGUUUAGUAUUGAUAUUGAGGUCAAAUAUUUGCCCUCUAAGGCUCAGCUGUGCAGAGGUGUGCGAGUGGGGGUCAGGGCUCAACUUUCAGGUCGGCCAGCUAAUGACGACCUGCACUAAAAACCAGAACUGGAGAGUGCAGGCCCGAUGUCCCCUGGCCAAAAAGCUGAAGGAGCUGUAAAUAGAUAAAUGUCAUUUUACAACAGAGCUUUGUGAUUUCUUAUUUAUAUAUUAAAAAAUAACACACUCA